Messenger RNA from Triplophysa rosa, 5230 nucleotides. It is a transcript of the gene dpy19l3, whose product is annotated as dpy-19 like C-mannosyltransferase 3. The transcript is spliced from 17 exons. Gene Ontology annotation, molecular function: mannosyltransferase activity. The record is from RefSeq and is a predicted model, not a curated record. Lineage: Eukaryota; Metazoa; Chordata; Actinopteri; Cypriniformes; Nemacheilidae. Gene Ontology annotation, cellular component: nuclear inner membrane. Bases 682 to 2913 code for a protein of 743 amino acids.
UGUAUUAGAGGUUGGUUUAGUAGCUAUUCAAAUGUUUCUGUAGAGAUCUUCCAUUAGAAACGCGGGCGGGUUGCCUUUGGAGUGUUCCGGGAACCGGCAGAAAAUUUCACAGGGAUUUUGUAAAUGUUUUCAGCAGGAGUUGGUCUUACAGUCAGUUUCAUCACUGAUGUUCAAAUGUUGCCAGACUUCUUGACCGAAGGCUUUUAAAGAUUGUAUGUGUCUCUUCUGGGACGCAGCAGGAGACAGCUGCCACUACAGCUUCUAAAUUCAUUGUGCGUGAAGUCACGACCAGGACAGUUAGAGAACCACACUAUCGUCAUAGUGUACAGUCAAAUUGUUUUCACAAAUGCGCUUAAACCUCUAAAUUAUGUUCCUAGUUUGUGUUCCUUUUUUUCAUCUUUUUUCUAUUUUUUUCCCCUGACUACCAAGAGGUCACCAGUUGUGCAGCCCACAUGCCUUCCUUCCUGUCUCAGCCCCUUUCUCUCUGAUCACAUGUGAAAUGUUCCUCUGGCAGAUUGAGCUUAGAAUGACCUCAUGAGGUUCUGUUUUAUUGUUUUAAUACGUACGCUUGAAAGUUUUGGGGCAAGUAACUCUGGAAAAGAGUCAUAAACAAAAGCGGGAGCUUACGGACAGAAGCAGAGAGGGACUCCUAGGAUAGACAGAGCUCAAUAAUACUUGAGAAUGAGAGUUCGUCGUGGGAGGAACAGCAAUCUGGAUGAUAACACACCGACCUCCCAGAACAGACUGCCUAUGGGUAACUUUGGGGCCAAAGACAAUCUACAGGAUUAUAAGAGUGGGCAGGGGAACACGGAGAGGUGCCUAAAGCUUUCAUGGUGUCACAUUCCGGUGCAAAGCUGUUGGCUGGCUGUUGUCAUAGCAGCAGGUUUGCUGUUGGCAGGGGUUAUUGGGCUGUUUCAUGCAUGGUGUGUUUAUUCUAUACACGAGAAUCUGCUGUGGUUUUCACACCUAAAGGAAGUCGAGCGUGAAAUCUCCUUCCGGACAGAAUGUGGCCUUUAUUACUCUUACUACAAACAGAUGUUGAAGGCCCCUUCAAUACAACAAGGUCUUUAUGAGCUUAUGCAUGACAACACUACUGAAUCCAAGAGGACUAUAAACAUCCUUCAGCGUAUGAAUAUCUACCAAGAAGUGGUCCUUAGCAUUUUAUACAGAAUAUUGCACAUCCAGGCCUACUUGGAGCCAAUUUAUUUCUACAUCUACACAGUGUUUGCUUUGCAGACUGUGUAUGUCAUCGCUCUCUUUAUCACGAGCUGGUUACUCAGUAACUCCUGGCUGGCCGGAGCACUCACUGGAGUGUGGUACAUUCUCAACAGAGUAGACACCACUCGAGUGGAGUUUACCAUCUCUCUAAGGGAGAACUGGUCUAUACCUUUCUUGGCUCUGCAGGUAGCAGCAAUAACAUGCUACUUAAGACCACAACUAAAACCUAUUCACCAGAGGGUGGUGCUGUGGCUGGUGUUCGUCGCAACCUUCUGCUUCUGUUUGACGUGGCAGUUCAAUCAGUUUAUCCUGCUGGUGCAGGCCCUUAUAAUAUUUACUCUGGACUGCCUGGACUUCUUCACAGCGGAGCAGGCGGUGUAUCUGUACCUGAUCCAGGUGUUGAGUCUGUUAUUAGUGUGGUUGCUGCAGUUCUGCAAUUCUAUGAUUCUGGGCUCUCUGGUUCUCAGCUUCAUUGUGUCAGCUCUCUUCAUCAGACACUUUCAGACUGGGCUUAAAACCGGUGGCUUUGUUACACGAAUUGGAAAGCUGUCUCUACACACACUCCUAGUCUUCACAUUAACUUUCCUCAUCAAUUAUUCAGCCAAGAGAAUACUUCAGCUGAAGUCGGACGAGCACAUCUUUAAGUUCAUAAAGGUCAAGCUUGGCUUUGGGGCUACAAGAGACUUUGAUGCCAGUCUCUAUUUGUGUGAGGAAGCCUUUGGCUUGUUGCCAUUGGAUACAUUCGAGCGCUUGGCUGGCACAGUUAUGUUGUAUCCGUAUCUGUGCACCCUCAGUGCGCUCUUCAUUCUCUUUCUGCUGGUGGCUCUUUCUAAUCUCAGCUCGAGUGGUUCAGGCCAAAUGAGCAGGGAGAACGAGGAAAAGACCUUUAGGAUGAGGCCAGACGUCGCUUACAAUUUAUUGCACACCAUUUUCUUUGGCCUGCUUGCCUUUUCAACUAUGAGGAUGAAAUAUUUGUGGACUGGCCACAUGUGUGCAUUUGCUGCCUUUGGGGUGUGUGGUAAGGAGGUUUGGACGUUGUAUCUGAGAGUCCUCCAUUGCAACACUAAAACCACGAUGAGACUGAUCAGGUACUCUGUUCCAAUUGUAAUUCUCGCGUUCCUUUAUUACAAGUUUUGGCCCAGACUGAGGGAGGAGGUUUCUGAGCUCAGAGAGUUUUACGACCCAGACACUGUGGAGCUAAUGGAGUGGAUUAGAUUGAAGACGCCAAAGCGGGCAGUGUUUGCCGGCAGUAUGCAGCUGUUGGCGGGGAUUAAGCUGUGUACAGGAAGGGUAUUGACAAACCACCCACACUAUGAAGACCAGGCGCUGAGGGAGAGGACCAGAGAGGUAUAUCAGAUCUAUGCCCGUCAGUCUGCUGAAGAGGUUCAUAAAGUUCUCAGUUCAGUUGGCGCCGACUACGUUGUGCUGGAAGACAGCAUCUGCUACGAGCGCAGGCACAGCCGAGGCUGUAGGCUGAGGGAUCUGCUCGACCUGGCAAACGGACAUAUAAUGGAUGGUUCUGGUGAAAACGACCCGGAUCUCGUUCCAGCAUCUCACCCUCGGUUUUGUGAGGCCAUUAAGACAGACGUACCACCGUAUUCUGCCUUCUUCACACGCGUGUUCAGAAACGAGACCUUUCACGUGUACAAGCUCAAGAAAGCCAAGAAAAAAAAGAAGGCCGAGAGUGGCCCGUAGUUCAAACUCGUUCUUGCAGAGCUGACGCCCAACUGACUGAACGGCCCAUCUGGAAUGUUCAAUGGGUGUGUGAUACUAGCAGGUGUUUGUGUGUGUGUGUGUGCAUGAGACAUUGGAGAGAUGCUUGAUUGAGCCAGCGCACGCUCUGUGAUUUGGUGCGUGUUUGUGUGUGUAAAUCAUGUUCUGAGCCAGUCUGCCGCAACGGGAGUUUAACAUGGAAAGAGUGGAGGGAAAUCUCUUUUGUUCACAGUCUGUCGCACACUCUCUCUCACACAAACGUUCAGUAGGACAGGUCACUCAAUAAUAACAUGUCACUUACUCGUAUGACUUCAGUGAACACAGUAUGAAUUUCAUAUAAAGGGAUAGUUCACCCAAAAAUGAAAAUUCUGUCAUGAAUUACUCGCCCUUUUGAACACACAGAAAGAUAUUUGGAAUAAUGUUAUCAACUGAGAUUUCUGGGGCACCAUUGACUACCAUAUAGUAGAAAUAAUUAUUGUAUGUUUUUUAAAUAUUUUGAAGCGCUUGGGCAAACACACAGUUCUGGGGAACCUUUGACAACCCUUUUAAUGGUAGUCAAUGAUGCCCCAGAUCUCUCAGUUGCCAACAUUCUUCCAAAUAUCUUUCUUUGUGUUCAACUGAGCAUUUUGUGUAUUUUUGUUGGUCAAGAGGUUGCUACUUCACACACAAAUUCAUGGGUUUAAUGUUUUCAAUGGAUUAGUUGAUUUACAAAACCGAUCUGAACGAUUUGUUUACGAACAGAUGGAUCUGGUUUUCAAGUUCAAUUCAUUAAGUUAAUUAUCUGGUUGCAGCAGUUAACAGCUCACUGGAGUGGAAGAUUAUAAAUGAAUCGUUACUUUGAUGUCUCAUGCCGAACUAUAAGAUGACGUAGGAGAAUUUUACAUUUCAUUUUUAAUUUUGGAGCUCACAGCCCCAUGUCCUCGUUCACCUUUAUAAUGCAGAAUGCACAGGAUAUAAAAAAUAAUAAUAACACAACUACGUACACAACCGCAUUCCUCUCACAUUUCCAAACCAGUGAAGUGAAGAAAUGGAGAUGGGGAAAAAUGGUUGUUAGUAAUUGGAAUUCACAAGAGCAGUUUGGGGUAAUUUGGGUCUAUGGCAGUGUUGUCGUUACAUCUGCCAAACCGUUGGCCUGUGUCAACAAAGUUGGACUUUCAAAUUCAGAGCUACAUCCUGCUGUCUGGCAGCUUUUAAUGAGAACACAGUUGCACACGUCCAUGCGUAAAUCAAAACUGCUGCUUUUGAUCCCUCGAACGGUGACAAAUCUGGAGAAUCAACCUUACUUUGGGUGCUACGAAAUUGCCAUUAAUCUUUAUUGUUGGAAUAAAUGGUCAUGCCACUGUGGAUUAUUCUGUUCAGUCUCAUUAUUAGCGUUGGAUUAUAAAUCAUGCGCCUGCCACAUGUUGUGGUAGAGGAAUACCAGUUAAUAAGAACUCAUUUUUGUUGUUUUUGCUGCGAUUUAUAAUAUAUAUUAGUAAUGUGUUUUAGGUGUGUAGUAAGGAGGUUCGCUUUAGCAUAAUAAAGAAUUAGGGGUUAGAGAUGUAAUAAUUUAGACAGAAAUUCUAGAUGAAUGGGAUGAAUACCAGAGCUGCAAAGAUUAGACAUGCAUUCCAGUUUUUGUUUUAUGUCUAAUCGUAUUGAGUGUAGUUAAAUGGAGAUUUUUAAACCGUGUCUUUUUAGCACAGUAUUGAAUCUAUCUUCAAAGAAUCGACAGGCCUGUAGUAUACAGUAUGAAAGUGCCUUGCCAUUUUCAAAUAAGCUCUGUUGAACGAAAACACUGUCAUUGAGCUGUUGGACUAAAGAGUCACCCAUUGAAAAGACCUUCGGAACGGCUUCAAUCUCUACUGAAAUGUACCAAGUUUCGAUCUUUCCGUUUUUUCUUGAUGUGGGCUGAAUAUCUCUGUACAGAUGUGCACUGGGUUGUGCAAAACAAUUUCACAUUGCUUUAUAGAUAAACUGUAGCUAGAGGGCUUGAUGGCAUUCUGUGAUUGUAUUAUAAUAUGGUGAAACAGCUAUAUUACAUGUCAAACUGUUUAUAUUUAACUCUUGGCUUUGCACAGUGUCUCCGUCACAACACUUUGUUACUCAGCAGAUGAUCAUGGAGCGUUAUGAAUUAAUAUGUUGACAUUGUUUAACUGUAAGGUUUCGGUAAGUUCAUUCAGUGUUAUGUUAAACUAGUUUGUUACUGUGGUAUUCAUGCAAAAGAAUUCUAGUUAAAUUUGUUCUUUGUCCCUAAUUUCCAUGUGCACGUUCUGUGUGUGGUUUCCAUUUUGUAAUAAAAACAGAUUUGUAUGUUGGA